UAGCAUGGAUUCAAAACUGGAAGCUAAAAAACUGCCUUGCGUAUUCACUUUGUUUGCUGAAAAGUAUCCAGAAAGUGAUUUACUAAAACAUAUAGAGAAAUGCAAGCCAGAAGAGAAUCAAUAUUGGCGAAAUGCAUUAGCUAAUAUGGUAGUUAAAAGAACAACAGAAAUGCUAAAAGUUCGUGAUCUAGCCAAAGAAACUUCUACUUUUGGCGCUCAAGUUGAUUCAUUGAAAAACAUUUAA
Molecule: messenger RNA, 244 nt
Organism: Racocetra persica
Lineage: Eukaryota; Fungi; Glomeromycota; Glomeromycetes; Diversisporales; Gigasporaceae
Source: the annotation of a GenBank genome assembly